UCGCAAAAUGGUCACGGCAUUGUAGUGGAAUCUGGAAAGAUGGUAGAGGUAACUGUGUCCAACUUUAUCAACGGCAAGUAUGAGGCGACAUCGACUUAUAUCGACAGCUAUGACCCGUCCACUGGCGAAGUGUGGGCAAAAAUUCCGGACAGUGGUCAAACCGAAGUUGACUUGGCCGUAAAAGCUGCAACACAGGCGUUUGAUGGCUGGUCAUCUACGCCCCCGGCCCAACGCUCAAAAAUCCUAAACCGCAUUGCUGAUAUAUUGGAGCGUCGUCUUGAUGAAUUUGCCGAACUCGAGUCACGUGACCAGGGCAAGCCGGUUUGGCUCUCCAAGGCAGUGGAUAUUCCCCGAGCAGUUUACAACUUUAGAUUCUUUGCAUCCAGCAUUUUGUAUGAAGUUACCACGUCAUCUCAGAUGGAAAGUGCUAAUGCCUUCAAUUACACAGUCACAAAGCCAGUGGGGGUGGCAGGGCUCAUCACCCCCUGGAAUCUGCCCUUGUACCUCCUGACAUUCAAGGUUGCUCCGGCAAUAGCAUUUGGCAACACGUGCGUCGUUAAACCGAGUGAAAUGACGUCAGUGUCGGCAUUCAAGCUGUGUGAAAUCUUCAAUGAAGCAGGUCUUCCGGCGGGUGUGGUCAACAUGGUGUUUGGAGUGGGUCCGCGGGCGGGGGAAGCCUUGGUCAAACACCCCAAUGUUCCCCUCAUUUCAUUCACUGGAGGCACCGUCACUGCCGAGAAACUUCGCAUCGCUGCAGCGCCGUUCUGUAAAAAGUUCUCACUCGAGCUGGGAGGGAAAAACCCUGCCGUUAUAUUUAGUGACGUUGAUCUGGAGUCAUGCGUUCAAAGCGUUGUAAGGUCAUCGUUUUCAAACCAGGGAGAAAUCUGUCUGUGUACAAGUCGAGUCUUCGUUCAGAGGGAACUGUAUCCCAAGUUCUUGGAGCGGUUCAUUCAGGAAGUGGAAAAGCUGAAGGUUGGUGACCCGACAGAUAAAGACACGUUUGUUGGGGCGUUGAUCAGCCGGGAACAUCUGGAGAAAGUGAAGCGGUACGUCAGCAUUGCAGUUGAGGAGGGCGCCACCUGUCACCACGCCAAAGCGGAACUAGUGCUGCCGGAGAAAAAUAAAAAUGGAUACUACAUGCAACCGGUCAUUGUAACAGGGGUCACAGAUGAAUCACGACUUAUGCAGGAAGAAAUAUUCGGACCGGUCACCUGUGUAGUUCCAUUUGACACGGAGGAAGAAGUAAUAAAACGAGCAAACGGUGUGAAAUUUGGGUUAUGUGCAGUGUUGUGGACCAAAGAUGUUAACCGGCUUCACAGAGUAGCUAAGAAGUUGGAGGUGGGAACUGUAUGGAUCAACUGCUGGCUGGUCAGGGACCUAAACAUGCCUUUCGGAGGAAUCAAGGAUUCUGGGAUUGGCCUGGAAGGAGCCAAAGACUCCUUGGAUUUCUUCACCAACAAGAAGACCAUCUGCGUCAAACUGUGGGACUGAGUUAUCUCCCUUGUCAAAGAUUUCAACUUUUGUAAUUAAAUUGGGACCGAGUUAUCUCCCUUGUCAAAUAUUUCAACUUUUGUAGUUUACUUGAAUAUUUUGAUUCAAGUCAACUAUUGUUUAAUCUCCUUUUAAUUGAGAUUCAUACUCACUGUUAUAAUGGCAUGUUUUUAAAUGAAGUUACCUCAAAUUUACAAUGUACAAGGGUCGAAAUAUUGCCAUUUUGAACGUUUUUUGCAGUCAACAUCACACGGACUGGAAGAUUGUUUCGCCUGUUGGACCGGAAAUUAUUUUAUGUUUAUACUCACAUAUUAGUUUGAAUCAACCAGGUAUGGUCCUGUAGGUCUUGAUUCAGGCCGGCAGAACUUGUGGCUAAUAUACGGCAGGAAUUUCAGUCAAAAUUUCAACUCCAGAUACAUAUAACAUUUGUCAUAACUAUCAAAUAUAUGCAGGGAACAUUUGGUUUAGUAUCGUGUCACAUUUUGCUACACACGGUUCAUUAAAGAGACAUACCCUAGUUUUUAAACACUUAAGGCAUAUUUUGUAUUAUUAGAGCCAUUCGUGAUAACUGAAAUCAUACUUAAACUUAGAUUUUAUUGUUUAGAUUAUCCAUUUCCAUACA
Gigantopelta aegis is the source of this 2113-nucleotide messenger RNA. Its product is annotated as 2-aminomuconic semialdehyde dehydrogenase-like. Gene Ontology annotation, molecular function: oxidoreductase activity, acting on the aldehyde or oxo group of donors, NAD or NADP as acceptor. The coding region runs from base 40 to 1491 and encodes 483 amino acids. The record is from RefSeq and is a predicted model, not a curated record. NCBI's taxonomy places the organism in Eukaryota, Metazoa, Mollusca, Gastropoda, Neomphalida, Peltospiridae. The transcript has 10 exons.